This is a messenger RNA of Xyrauchen texanus (razorback sucker), 1405 nucleotides long. Its product is annotated as G-protein coupled receptor 12-like. The record is from RefSeq and is a predicted model, not a curated record. The transcript is spliced from 3 exons. Gene Ontology annotation, cellular component: membrane. Gene Ontology annotation, biological process: G protein-coupled receptor signaling pathway. Bases 407 to 1405 code for a protein of 332 amino acids. Gene Ontology annotation, molecular function: G protein-coupled receptor activity. Lineage: Eukaryota; Metazoa; Chordata; Actinopteri; Cypriniformes; Catostomidae.
UACCUUAUAGUUGGAUUCGUGUUGUCUUAACGCGUUUUAUUAUUAAUAUUCCGUCCACAGCAUCUCUGAUUCACAGACUCGAUCAUGACUGUUGUGAGGACUCUUGACGUCAGAGGGGAGAAUCAUCGGUGAGGUCCAAUGGGGGGAAUAUCAAGAGAGCCAGAGCUGUCGUCCUACCAACAGUAUUAGCCAUGCUAACCGAUGUGCAACUCUUCUUUCCGGAGGAAGAAACCCGCCAAAGCUAACGAUUUUACCCGCGGCACUGACUGCACUCGAGCUCGGGGUAGAAAAAGGCAUUGCAGCUUCAUGGCACUGAGGUACCGUCUGCUGAUGAGCACUUGUGUAUUCUGUAACGGGUGGCUUUUGUGAGAAAACGCCUUGGAUAAAUGUGUCGUUAAUUGGAGCUAUGAUUCACUCUCUUGCACCAGCAAUGAGCAACCAACUUCAAAACACCUCUUCCCUCUCCACGGCGGCCACGUGGAAUCUCCUGGAUGUGAGGAACUCAUCACCAGUGAGAACGGCAGACUUGCGGCCGAUGCCUGUUAGCCCAUGGGACAUUGCACUGUGUGUGACAGGCACGCUCAUCUCGUGUGAGAAUGCAAUUGUGAUUGCCAUCCUGUUUUACACGCCCACCUUGAGAGCCCCUAUGUUCAUCCUGAUAGGGAGUCUUGCGUUUGCAGACCUGCUUGCAGGACUUAGUCUCAUUCUCAACUUUGUCUUCAUCUAUAUGCUGAACACAGAGGUUGUGACUCUGAUCUCCGUCGGCCUGCUAAUCGCCGCUUUCUCCGCAUCAGUGCUCAACAUUCUGGCCAUCACAGUGGAUCGCUACUUGUCUCUCUACAAUGCUCUGACCUACCACACAGAGCGCACAGUGACGUUCACCUAUGUAAUGGUGGUUCUCAUUUGGUUGGUGGGCAUCGUCCUGGGCCUACUGCCUGUGCUUGGCUGGAACUGCAUACAAGACGAGGCCAGCUGCAGUAUUUGUCGGCCAGUCACCAAGAACAAUGCUGUGGUACUCGCUGUGACGUUCUUGCUUGUAUUUGCCCUCAUGAUGCAGCUUUACCUGCAGAUCUGUAAGAUUGCCUUCCGCCACGCACAGCAGAUUGCUGUUCAGCACCAGUUUAUGGCUAUUUCCACCACAAAAGGUGUAUCCACACUCUCGGUCAUCCUCUGCACCUUUGCCGCAUGCUGGAUGCCCUUCGCCAUGUAUUCAAUUGUGGCAGACUCAAGCUACCCAAUGAUCUACACUUAUGCAACGGUGCUGCCAGCGACAUGUAACUCUGUCAUAAACCCAAUCAUAUAUGCUUACAGAAACCCAGACAUCCAGAAAUCCCUGUGGCUAGCCUGCUGCGGAUGGGUUCCGUCCAACUUCUCCUUGCGGCCAAGGACAUCUAGCGAUGUUUAG